AGAAUAUGUGGCGAAAUUUUUGGAAAGUUAAAAGCUAAAGAAAAGUAAUAAGAAUAAUUAGAAUUGGAUGAAAAACAUAAACAAAAUAAAAUAAAACUUGUAAAGUAAGAUUUUGCACCCGUGUUCAGAAUCUCAGAUAGUCUAAGAUUAUAUGAAUAUUGCGUCAUUUCAACUAGAUUACACAGUACAAGACAAAUUGAUAAACUCCUUUGUUGAAAUCGGUUAAAAAUAAAGCAUGUAUGGCAAUUUCAGUUGAAAUACGGCAAUUUUUUCCCUCGUAUACGGCAAACCAAUAUAUGACUACUGGCAACACUGUUUGAUUGGGAUUGCAAAAUGGAUGGAUGAUAUUGUUUCUCGUUUUGUUUGUUGUGUAGAAAAAGUGGCACUUUAGUACAAUAUUAAUUUAGUAUUAGUGCUUUACUAUAAUAACAGGACUUUAUAGAUAUAUAAGAAUAGAAAAAAUGUAAAGUGAAUAUUAUUCUGUAUAGAGGACAUGAUCGUUUAAGAUGUGUGUAUUGAAAUAACAAGGGCCUAUUUUGUUAGAUGAGUGAAUAUGACUUCAACUCAAGAAUUCAGUUGCGUGUUUUGUAAAGAUUCCUUCGAAAAUAAAGAGGAGCUGCAAAUACAUUUUAGAAAGCAUGGUGAUCCCAAGUUCAAUCAAAGUUUAAGAAUAAAGAACCGAUCUCAAAAUGAAGCUUCUGAUGAAAAACGGAAUGAAGAUGAAGAAUUGGUUAACUGUGAUGUUUGCCCCGAAGUAUUCCCGACUAUAUCUAAGGCGAUUACUCACAAACACAAAGUACAUCCAGAUCACGACGCCAAAUAUUUCUGCCCCUGGUGUGGAAAACUCUUCACAAUGAAGCACCUGUACAAUAAACAUUUACAAUCAACCCAUCAAGAACAGGGAAAAAAUGAUGAUGUGAACUUUCAUUGUGAUAUGUGCAAUGUUGACUUUUUUAUUGCAACCGCCAUGUUAUACCACAAUAAAUUUUUUCAUAGACAGGAUACUGAUUUGUCUUCAGUGGGACAAUCAAAGAAACUGAGAAUGAUUAAUCAAGAUAUUCUACAAAUUUAUUAUUGUGCAUUUUGUGGUGAUGAAUAUGACAACAAGGUUAACCUACAUAAACAUGUGUUAGAUGAUCACAAUGAUGAGAACCAAUGCCCCGAAGAUGUGCUUAGGUGUCCCUUGUGUGAAGCCAUAUUUUAUCAUCUAGAUGCUUAUGAAUUACAUCUUACUUUUCAUUCAACUGAAGAUUUAUAUACAGAAACAAAUGAAUUGUUUGAGCAGAUAACAGAGUUUUCUUUAGAGACUGUACCUCCAUUAAUGGAAAAAGUGGAAAUUGUGGAAUCCCAAGAUGCUGAAACUGCAAUGAAUGCAAUUGGAUUGGAAAAGUUUUUAGAAAUGGCAAUGGAUAAUUCAAAUGACAAUGACAGUGAAAAGCCAAAAAAAUCCAAAAAACAUAAAAAGCAUAAGAAGAGCAAGAAACCAGCUAUAACUCUUGAUGAAUUCUUAAAUAUGAACAAGGAUGUGUUUGGUGAAGGUUUAGAUUUUGAAGGUAUUGAAGAAGUUCCAACUAAAGUUAUUGCAAAAAGAUUGAAACAGAAAAAAGUAGGUAGACCAAGUCUCAAGCGUUUAGAGAGUACUAAUAUAGAAAAAUUAAAAAAACAAGGAAUUAUAGUUAAAAUGAAUUCUAAGAAAUUGCCAAUAAAGGCUGUUAAAUUGGGAAAUAAAUUGCCUAGCAAGCAGUCUGAAGUCCAACAAAAUACACAAAAUAAAGCCACUCUUCAAACAAAAACACCCAAUGAAGUUUUGUCAAAGUUGUCAAAUUCAGAAAUUAAAAUUAUAAAAACAUCCUCUAAUGAAAAAACCGAUUUUGAUUCUCACAGCGAAUUGACAUCCACUAGUGUAGAAGGUAUCAAAAAGUGCCAGUCACCAGAAAAUAAUAAAGAGUCUCAUAUAAAACAUAGUUUAGUUGCUUCAUCGGGCGCAAAAGAAAAGACUGAAGACCAAGCAAAAAAAUUUUAUAUAAGUAAUGAUGUCAAAAAUAAUAUUUCAAGCUCUUCUAUUUCUCGAACUGAGCCACAGACUGAUUUUGAGUGUUCUAAGAAUACAAAUUCUGGUUUAAUUAAGAAUUCUACAUGCUUUGAAACAAAACCAGUUAUUGAGAAAGAUUGCAUUAACAAAGAAAAUAAUGAUAAUAUAGAAAAAAAAUAUGCACAAAUAAAACCUAAUAUUCUUAGUAACAAUAUUUCUGUAAAAUCUUCAAUUCCAGCCAAUUGUAGUGAAAUAAACAAAGAAUCUGAUACUAUAAAUUCCACAGAGGUACAAUUCAAACUUUCUGAUAAAAGUUUGAAAAGUGACCAUUCAGAUACAGGGAACACUAAACAGCUUUUGGCAUCGAAUGAUAAUAAAAAGAAUUCUUUAGAUGCAUUGAAGCACUUGAGCCAUCUAAUAACAGUCAAAUCGGUUAAUUCAAAGGGUAGUCCUACAUCUGCACAAAGACUACAAAAUAACAGUGACACAAAUGAUUCAGAUGAAGAAGACACUGGAAAUAUAUCAGAUCACAAUGAAGAUGAUAUGCCUGAUAAUGAAACAAAAGUAACAUUUGAUUCCCUUCAAGCAUUAAAAACACUCAAUAAAAAUAUAACAGUAAAACCUCUAAUGCAUUCUAAAAAUGUUAUAGAAAAAAAGUAUGAUAAUGUUGCCGAAUCAAAAGAUGAUAAUGUGGCUAAGAGUAAUAAAACGCAAGUGCUAGAGCGAUAUACUCCUGCAAAGAAUUUGGCGGCUGUUAAUAUAGAUAAUAAUGUUAAGUUGCCAAAACAAACUGCUGAAUUAAAACAGAUUAGCAACAUAGAUACAUAUAUUUCAGAAAAAUUAGAAAAACAGAACGCAAAUGUAAAUCUUCUUAAGCAUUUAAGGAACAUCACUGCAAAACCAGUAAAUAAAACGAGCAAAACCACUACGACAGAUAAGUCAUCAGGUAGUUCCCAGCUCCUAGGUAAAAAAGGCAUAACCCAAACUGAGGUUAAUAAAAAAGAAAUAAAUGAGAACAUUGAAAUAUAUAACAUUGAUGAUUCCGAUAGUGAUGAAGCAGCAAAAUCUAAUUCAAUUCGCCAAGAAGUCAAUACUACCAAGAUUAUAUCUAAUGAAUAUACAUCCAAUAAAUCUCUUGAAAAGUUAAAGCAUGUUCAAAAUAUUACUGUGAAAUCGCUUAAUCAACAGACUACAAAAAUAAAGAAAAAUGUUAUUAAACAGAUACCAUUAUCAAAACAAGCUCUACAUAAUAGUAAUCAAUGCUCAAUGUCUGAUUUCUCUGAUGAAGAUGAUCAAGACAUGUUCAUGCCGGCGAAUCUAAGUAUUAAUCAGAAGUUAAGUCUGCAGAGUUCGAAUAUUCAAGCACUUAAGAACCUGGGAAAAAAUAUAACAGUUAAAUCGCGAAAUUCUUCCCCUAGUGUGUCUGUCACUUCUAACAAAGAUUUAAAUUUUGAGUCUAGAGAUGAUAUGGAUGAUCCAGACAGCGAUAAUGACUUUGUUCCUGGGAAAGUAAAAAUAACUGAACUAAAAGAUGAUAACAUGAGUGAUAAUGAAAUUAAUGACAGAGAGAGCAACACUCACGGACAUGAUGUAAAUGUAUUUGUUCAGUCACCAGAAGGUUCAAAUAGUGACAAUGACAAUGUCAAUGAUUUUAAUGAGGAUCCAGGUGAUGAGAUGUCUGAUUUAGAAACCCACAUUAAAACUAACACACUCAGAAAACCAUUUGAAAAUACACAAGUUCGAUCAUUAGACAUAAAAAAUAUAAAUAAAAAUCUAACGAUAAAAUCAAUAAACAAAGGAAAUAAAGAGAUUCAGCCAUCACCGUCGAAAGUCAUUCCUUCCGCAAUAAGUAGUAAUAAAGAAUUGUCUAUAAAACCAUUUAAGCAAACAACAGAAGAAGAAAACGAUUCAGUCUCUGGAAUAAAUAGUAAAGUUACAAAGUCAGCGCAAGCAAUUAAUCAAUUAGUCAAUCAAAAUGUAGCAUCAGAUAAUCAAGUCAGUACUGUAAAUAAAGAGGUCACAGUGAAAACGUUUCAAACCAAAACUGUAAUACAAGAGAUCACCACUACUGUUACAAAGACAAUAAAAACAGUCAACCAAACAGUGAAACAACAAUCUCAAAGUUCUAGAGAUAUUGCUCAACCUAUAAAAUAUCAAAAAGUUCAAGGAAUGAGGUCUAACCAAAACUUUAAAAAUUUCCAAGGUGUUACAGUUCGUCAAGCGACACCAACUUUUGGGACAAAAGUCAGAGGUUUGACUCCUACAAGACCAACAAUAGGAGCAACACUGAGGCCGCCUAAUCAGUUAGUACCUGUAAGACCAUCAUUCAAUCCAACAAGAGCAACCACUCCAAGAAUGCCAACUGUAAAAAAAAUUGGUCCUUCGUCUUCUCCUCGCCAACAAGGUCCAAGUGUAGGAAGACCAAUUAAAAUUUCCCCUAAUGUUAUGACCACAACUAAAAGGCCAUCUGAAGAUGCCAUAGGUCAUUUCAGUUGCUUUAAAAAACCAAAAGAAUCACUCAUUCCUGUAUCUGAUGUUCCAAAUUUCGACAAUGAACAGAUGAACUCUACCGUUCAGUAUACUUCUCAUAGUAAAACGAACUUUAGCAGUGCAACAAAAGUUGUAAGAGGAAACACAGUGGUCACCGCUUCACAAGUGAAAACUGAAAUGAGUAGUAGCUCACAAUUGAGUAAACUUAAUAAUUUGUCAGGAAUAAAAGUAGUUAAAACUAGUCAAAGUAAGCAAGCAGUACAAGUUGAAGAGAAGAACGAACUUAAUGCAUCACAACGCAAUACUUUAGAGGCAAUAGAAAAAUUACAGAAGCAGGGUCUUCUAAUAAAGAAGCCUCGUGUGGAGGUAAACAAUGAUAGUGACCCUUCAGAUGGAGAAAAUGACCAGUACUUGACAGAAGAGCCAGAAGAUUAAGUUUUGUUGCCUAUUUAUUUUCAUAUAAUAACAAUUCUAUAUAUUCAUAAUAUUGAUGUAAAUAUGUAAAGAACAAUAGAAUAAGAGUACCUAAUGUUCUUUUCAUUAAUAUUUAGUUUUCAUUACUGAGUCUGCUUUACCUGUUAACACAUUGUCCACAAAUUCUUAAUUUAUACUUAUGAGUUGUACCUAAGCCUAUUACAUAAUAGUUUGUUUCUUAUAUAUUUGUGGUUCCGACGUUAAUUUCUGGCAGAUAUUGUAAAUAUUAAAUUUAAAGAUGUGGUAGAAAUUCAAGUGUACAAUCGACAGCACAUCUGGUUAUGAAAAACACACAAAUUCCUUUGAGUUAUUGUAACUAAAGUUAUUGUAAUUAAAGUUAAAAAUCGUAUGAGAUUCGGUAGUAACCUGACGUACUGUUCUGUGUACUGCGUCUUUUUGUUCCUACAUAAUUUAUGAAAUUUAAUACUUUACAUAUUAAAAUAUGUAAAUGGCAUUGUAAGC
Molecule: messenger RNA, 5458 nt
Organism: Diatraea saccharalis (sugarcane borer)
Lineage: Eukaryota; Metazoa; Arthropoda; Insecta; Lepidoptera; Crambidae
Source: the annotation of a GenBank genome assembly